UUUUUAACUCUUCUUUUGUUCAUAGUGUAAUGUAGACUUCAAGGGAUUCGAUUUUUCUUUGAAGUGUAAACUUUAACAACCACUUUUUAAAUCAUAAGGGAAUCAAACCGCAAUAAUGAAUGACAUAAAACUUGCGGUUUUGGGAGAUGAAGGAGUCGGGAAAUCAGCUCUCAUCGUUCGAUUCCUGACGAGGCGAUUUAUCGGUGAAUAUUCCUCAUCAUCCGAAUGCAUAUACAGGAAGCGUCUGUCUAUUGAUGGUAGACAGCUGAAUCUAGAACUCUAUGAUCCAUGCUCACAGGCCUGUGAGGGGAAGUCGACUCUGACCGACCAGAUCCACUGGGCUGAUGGCUUCGUAGUGGUCUAUGACAUCAGUGACCGCUCCUCCUUCAUCAAGGCUAAAGCCAUAGUACACCUGAUCAGAGAGUUAAACCUGGGAGUGGCCAAAAGGGAUGCAGACACUCUGGUGUUCCUGGUGGGUAACAAGCAGGACCUGUGCCACGUGAGGGAGGUGCGUCGAGAGGAAGGCCAGCGCCUGGCAGCCGAGUCCCAGACCCAGUUCUACGAGCUCUCAGCCGCAGAACACUACCAGGAAGUGGUCCUCAUGUUCUCGAAGAUGGUCCACAACGCCAGCCUUGGGGGCAAGGCCAAGGAGAGGAGACGGAGACCUAGUGGCUCCAAGUCCAUGGCCAAACUCAUCAAUAAUGUCUUCGGGAAGCGGAGGAAAUCGGUGUGAAAGGGGAGAUGGGAAAGGUCAAGUGUUUACCCCAGGCCUAAAGAAGCCUUGUUACUUCGUUACUCCCCUUGGGACUGUUGUUGAACGGUGAAAGGGAUUGUGGGAAAAGGUCGAUAACGUUGAACGGACCCACCACCGACAACAACAUGGGCUUCACCUACUUUACUUGCUGUUGCUAUUAUUAUUGUUGAUCAUGAAAAGAGUCAAUAAUAAUUAGACCUCCACUCCUCUGGUUGCCAACCACCAAGGACAGCUCUAUGUGGUAUAAAUGGUUCUGCACUUAGAACAGAGCUUAGUGGACUGAUAGGACUGCUGCUGCUUACAGACUUUCUGACUCGUGCUUACCAUACUCGCUACUGUGUGUGUGUGUGUGUGUGUGUGUGUGUGUGUGUGUGUGUGUGUGUGUGUGUGUGUGUGUGUGUGUGUGUGUGUGUGUGUGUGUGUGUGUGUGUGUGUGUGUGUGUGUGUGUGUGUGUGUGUGUGUGUGUGUGUGUGUGUGUGUGUAAAUGACACCACAGGGAGACUCCAUUAUUAGCUAUGUAGAGAAAAUGAUAGCACAGGGGAGACUCCCUUAUUAGCUAUGUAAAGUAUAUCACCACAUGGGGAGACUCCAUUAUUAGCUAUGUAAAGUAAAUGACACCACAGGGAGACUCCAUUAUUAGC
Messenger RNA from Oncorhynchus gorbuscha (pink salmon), 1396 nucleotides. RefSeq names its product ras-related and estrogen-regulated growth inhibitor-like protein. NCBI's taxonomy places the organism in Eukaryota, Metazoa, Chordata, Actinopteri, Salmoniformes, Salmonidae. The transcript has 5 exons. The record is from RefSeq and is a predicted model, not a curated record. The coding region runs from base 116 to 733 and encodes 205 amino acids. Gene Ontology annotation, molecular function: GTP binding; GTPase activity.